Astyanax mexicanus (Mexican tetra) is the source of this 1739-nucleotide messenger RNA. RefSeq names its product olfactory receptor 52Z1P-like. The record is from RefSeq and is a predicted model, not a curated record. NCBI's taxonomy places the organism in Eukaryota, Metazoa, Chordata, Actinopteri, Characiformes, Acestrorhamphidae. Bases 120 to 1079 code for a protein of 319 amino acids. The transcript has 2 exons. Gene Ontology annotation, biological process: G protein-coupled receptor signaling pathway. Gene Ontology annotation, molecular function: olfactory receptor activity; G protein-coupled receptor activity. Gene Ontology annotation, cellular component: membrane.
GCAGAAUAAUGCUGUAUAGAAUUAACCUGCAGUGAAAACGUCUGAAGCUUUUCUACAAUGGCAGAUAUUAUUCCAGAUAUUAGACGUCUAGGUUCAGAUGGCCAAAGAAGAAUCUAAGAAUGAAUGAUAUCUCGAAUGUUUCAUCAAUUCUGGAUCUACAAGGUUAUGAUUUGCCUCCAGGAACCGUCAUCCCUGCUUUUAUAUUUGCAACUUUAGGAUAUAUUUUCAUUGUUUUCUGCAACCUUCUGCUUUUGUCUACUAUCCUACUGAAUAAGAGCCUUCAUGAGCCGAUGCAUAUUUUACUGUUAAAUCUGCCUAUUAAUGACCUUAUCGGUUCUACAGCUCUGUUUCCACACAUUAUCAAGGAACUUCUAUGGGAUACCAGAACCAUCCCCUUUUCAACAUGUGUAACUCAAGCUUUCUUUAUUCAUAUUUACAUAACCGGUGCUGUUUUUAUUUUAACUGCUAUGGCGUAUGACAGAUAUGUGGCUAUAUGUCGACCUAUGAGAUAUAAUACAAUUAUGAAUAAUUCACAUCUAAUGAAAAUCAUCUCUUAUUUCUGGGUCACUAAUAUUCUAAUGAUAGCCGUUCUCUUUAUACUUUUACUGCGUUUACCGCGGUGCAGAUCACUACUGACUCACACUUACUGCGAUCACCCCUCACUACUCCAGCUGAUCUGUGUAAACACCACCAUUAAUAACAUCUACGGACUGAUGACUGUAGCAGUGUGUCAGACCUUAAGUGUGAGUUUAAUCCUCUUUACUUAUAUACAGAUCCUUAUAGCUUGUUUCAGAAAUAAAAGAUCAGACACACGAAGCAAAGCUCUCCAAACCUGCGCCACACACUUAAUAGUCUUCAUCACUUUUGAGUGUUUGGGCCUUUUCACCAUCAUUUCCUACAGACUGACGGAUAUUUCUCCUCAUUUCAGAAGAUUCUGCGGCGUAAUCGCUAUGAUCGUACCUCCAACAUUAAACCCUCUGGUUUACGGCUUAAAAACGAAAGAAAUCAGAAUUAAAGCUUUCAAAUUCCUCCAAGAAAAGAUUAAUCCAUUAAAUAAAAUAAAUGUUCUGUUCCUUUAAAAAAUAAAAUAAAUGCCUGGAACUGUAAUGUGUGAAAAUAAAAGGCAGGCAGGGUUUUUUUUCUGUCUAUGAGAAAAGAAAUGUCUCCAUCUUCUGGGCAUUAGACUCUCACAUCUUUAUGUUUUAUAUUUAUUUAUAUUAUUUUUUUUUUUAUAAAUUUUUCAUUUUUAUAAUAUAUUUAUAUUAAAAUAAAAAACGAUGUACGUAUAUAUGUGGUGCUGUGUUAUGCAUUGUUUUAAAAAUGUUUUAUUUUUAUUAUUAUUAUUUAUUUGAUCAGAUUUUGUUUUUUAUUUAUUGACUUUUUAUUUUUUUACGUUAUUUAUUUAUUCAUUUAUGUUUAUUUUUUAGAAAUUUUUGAAUUUUUGAAUAUUCCUAAAUAUUCCUGUAUUUUUUUUUUAAUUGUUGGUCGACAUGCGCUAUCUUUUAACCAUGCUUUAUAUAUGCAUAAAGUUGUAUUGAGAUGUACUGUUGUGUAAUUAAAGGUGUAAUACUAUGAAAUAAUAUUCAAAAUCCAGUAUAUUUAUGAGUACGCCCAUUCCUAUUCCCAAGACUCAAUGUUAUGGCAAAACAUAAAAAAAAAAAAAUAAAUAAAUAAAAUCAAUAUGUAACUAAUAAUAGAUAAAAAAAGACACUCAAAAAAAGGAUUUAAAAAAAAAGUUU